AUGUUGACCACUGCCUAUGAGGGACGCGACUGCUUCUCCUACCACCAUCGCCUCCACUCCCAUCACCUCCCUCUCUCCCUCCUCCUCCCUUUCUGUUGUUGCUGCUGUUUCUGGUGCUACAACGACACCGCCCAUCUCGAGGAGCUCCUCAAGACCCUCGAUCCCUCCAUCCCUAAAAUCAUUGCUUUUGAGACCGUCUACUCCAUGUCCGGCACCAUCGGUAAAGUCAACGACAUUUGCCGCCUUGCCAAAAAGUAUGGCGCCAUCACCUUCCUCGACGAGGUCCAUGCCGUCGGCAUGUACGGUCCUCACGGUGCCGGUGUCGCCGAGCACCUGGACUUUGCCGGCAACUUGAACCGACCUCAAAACAGCCCUGUCCAGACUGUCAUGGAUCAGGUCGAUAUCAUCUCCGGAACCCUUGGAAAGGCCUUUGGUGUUGUUGGUGGCUACAUUGCUGGUUCGGCCGCCAUGGUCGACGUGAUUCGUUCCUACGCCCCGGGAUUCAUCUUUACCACCUCCUUGCCCCCAGCCAUCGUCGCCGGUGCGACUGCAUCGAUCCAGUACCUCCGCAACUCGCCCCACGAGCGCAUUGCUCAACAAACCAAUACCCGCACUCUCAAGGCUGAGCUCGCUGCCCUCGAUAUCCCCGUCGUCCCCAACCCUUCCCACAUUGUUCCCGUUUUGGUAGGUGAUGCCGAGGUCUGCAAGGCCGCCUCGGAUGAGCUCCUCCGCUCCCAUGGUAUCUAUGUCCAGAGCAUCAACUACCCCACCGUUCCCCGUGGUGAGGAGCGUCUUCGUAUCACCCCCACCCCUGGCCACACCGAUGAGAUGAUGGGACAUCUGAUCCGUUCUCUCGAGAGCGUCUGGCAGCGCAACGGAUUGAAGCGCACUUCUCAGUGGAAGGCCACCGGCGGUCGCGCCGGUGUCGUCGAGGGCGCUGUCGAUCCCGCUCCCAUCUGGACCGAGGCCCAGUUGGGUCUCUCGGCAUCUGUCCUUGGCCAUCUCAAGGUCGUCACCGACGCAGCUCCUCAGGACACUCUGGCCGCACAGGCUACCGCCCAGCCUUAA
Linnemannia hyalina is the source of this 1068-nucleotide messenger RNA. The record is from the annotation of a GenBank genome assembly. NCBI's taxonomy places the organism in Eukaryota, Fungi, Mortierellomycota, Mortierellomycetes, Mortierellales, Mortierellaceae.